UUUCAGACUUCAGUUUUCAUAUUUCGCACUUCACGUUUAUCACGAAGUCGUGUGUUGACCUGCCAAGUGAAAGCGAAUAACGAUUUAGAUUUCACAGUACAGUCGAUUUAUCUACCUACUAGGUAUCUACUUACAUCGUGUCGAAAUCAUUAAGCUGAUAAAACAUUCCAUAAGCCGUUUGUGUUCCGUGCAUUGACAGAUUUUGUGCGCAAUAAUCACAAUUUUUUGCAACAACAUUUUUGUUUUGAUAAUCUUAUUGACAUUUAUAGCCACGCAUUGGUGAUUUAAAAAGUCGUGUAGGUUGUUUUGGAAGUAUUUUUAGUAAUGUCUGGUGAGGAUAAAGACGUGACCGGUGAAGUGGGUUCGACGAUUAACUCUCAAGCGCUACAAGCAGCUGAGGAUGAAAAUUUGAAAUCAUGCUGGGUUUGCUUCGCAACAGAACAGGACGACAGACUUGCUGCGUGGGUUCAGCCUUGCAAGUGCAUUGGAACUACAAAGUGGGUGCACCAAAGCUGUCUCCAGCGGUGGGUGGACGAGAAGCAACGGGGCAACAUAAGUAGAAAGGUCCUCUGCCCACAAUGCAAGGCGGAGUACAUAGUUGUGUUCCCCUCAAUGGGGACUUUUGUAGCGCUGCUAGACGCUAUGGAGGAAAUAACACACAAGAUCAGCCCAUUUAUAGCCGGCGGGGUGCUCCUGGGAUCUAUAUAUUGGAUUGCCAUCACCUACGGUGCUGUUACUGUGAUGCAAGUGGUGGGUCACAGGGAGGGGCUAGAGAUGAUGGAGUCAGCUGACCCACUGGUGCUGCUCGUGCUGCUCCCCACGAUACCGGUGACCCUCAUCAGCGCCAAGAUGUACAACUGGGAGGACUCCGUGCUGCUGUUCCUGAGAAAGUACUGCGCUAAGAUACCGGCCCUCACGUAUAUACUACCGUUUGGAAACGUCGAAGGCGACAGAGCACAGAUUGUCACAGGCCCGACGAACACAGCAAAUCAAAAUGGCAACUCACACUUAUCACCUACCAGAAUAUUCUGUUCCGCCCUCCUUCUCCCCACCAUUUCAACGAUCAUAGGCAAGAUAUUCUUCAGAUCGAUCAGAAAUAACCUGCACAGGACGAUACUAGGCGGUCUCACAUACAUAACAUUAAAGGGCGCGUUAAAAAUCUACCAUAAACAAAUGUUGUACAUACGCCAUUCGAGCAGGAAAAUUUUGGACUACACAGAGUCAAAUCUUAAGUUGUACAGAAGUUCAAAUCACGUACAUCCCGACUCGGUGACUACGAGAGACGAUUCUGAACAAGUCGUUUGAAUUAUAACAAAACACACACUAGUGUAUCAAAUACUUGCCACAUGUAAAAAAAAACAA
Molecule: messenger RNA, 1362 nt
Organism: Zerene cesonia (dogface butterfly)
Lineage: Eukaryota; Metazoa; Arthropoda; Insecta; Lepidoptera; Pieridae
Product: E3 ubiquitin-protein ligase MARCHF5
Exons: 4
Coding region: 325-1305 (326 amino acids)
Molecular function (GO): zinc ion binding
Source: RefSeq, a predicted model, not a curated record